This is a messenger RNA of Stegastes partitus (bicolor damselfish), 2208 nucleotides long. It is a transcript of the gene slc35b3, whose product is annotated as solute carrier family 35 member B3. Gene Ontology annotation, molecular function: 3'-phosphoadenosine 5'-phosphosulfate transmembrane transporter activity. The record is from RefSeq and is a predicted model, not a curated record. Gene Ontology annotation, biological process: transmembrane transport; 3'-phosphoadenosine 5'-phosphosulfate transport. Gene Ontology annotation, cellular component: endoplasmic reticulum membrane; Golgi membrane. The transcript is spliced from 10 exons. Lineage: Eukaryota; Metazoa; Chordata; Actinopteri; Pomacentridae. The coding region runs from base 220 to 1344 and encodes 374 amino acids.
GCAAAGUGCGGCUAGCUUUUAGCAGGCUAACACGCUGCUCAACGCGCUUUGGCUGCCUGUCACCGCAAAGUAAAGACAUGAAAGGGUGUGGAGCGUACGAAAGAUGAAGCCGGCACGUCCAGGGGAAUGAUAUUCACCGGCUUUGCCUCUGGAAAAGAGGAUAAGCAGACGUAAAGAAACACGGAAGUGUCGUUGAAGCUUCCAGCAGCCACAGACACAAUGAGUGCCAAAUAUGGUCUGGUGGGCUACAACAGUUCACGGAAGCACAUCUCCAUCUCCAUCCCCUCGUCUACAGAGGUGAUGUCGCCCCACAUUAAGUCUGUGGAGGAGCUAAGGGUUCUGGGAAUCAACCUGAGCAGCUUCAGUGCACCCACACAGUUCUUCAUCUGUGUGGCUGGAGUCUUCCUCUUUUACCUUGUCUAUGGGUACUUGCAGGAGUUGAUAUUUUCCGUGGAAGGAUUCAAGCCUUUUGGUUGGUACCUCACUCUGAUCCAGUUUGGCUUCUACUCCAUGUUCGGACUAGUAGAGCUUCAGCUCACACAGGACAAACGCAGGAGGAUACCAGGGAAGACCUAUAUGAUCAUAGCCUUUCUAACAGUGGGCACUAUGGGCCUGUCCAAUACCUCACUGGGCUACUUGAACUACCCUACACAGGUCAUCUUCAAGUGUUGUAAACUCAUCCCAGUCAUGAUUGGAGGAGUGUUUAUACAAGGUAAACGCUACAAUGUGGCUGAUGUGUCUGCUGCUCUCUGCAUGAGUCUGGGACUCAUCUGGUUUACCCUAGCUGACAGCAAAGUGGCCCCCAACUUCAAUGUGACAGGUGUCCUCCUCAUCUCCCUGGCGCUGUGUGCAGAUGCUGCAAUUGGGAACGUGCAGGAGAAAGCCAUGAAACUCCACAAUGGCUCCAAUUCUGAAAUGGUGCUGUACUCAUACUCCAUUGGGUUUGUGUACAUCCUGACAGGCCUGCUCUGUGUGGGUGGACUGGGGCCAGCAGUAGCAUUCUGCUCAGAGCAUCCUGUGAAGACAUACGGUUAUGCAUUCUUCUUCUCUCUAACGGGUUAUUUUGGAAUCUCCUUCGUGCUGGCCUUAAUCAAACUCUUUGGUGCCCUGGUUGCUGUGACAGUGACCACCGGGAGAAAGGCCAUGACUAUCAUACUUUCCUUCAUGUUCUUCUCCAAACCUUUCACUUUUCAGUACGUCUGGGGUGGCCUUCUGGUGCUCUUUGGCAUCUUUCUGAAUGUUUACAGUAAAAACAAAGAUAAAAUUACGCUUCCCUCUAUCAAGGACCUCAAAGGCUGGCUGCUGACAGGAAAGAAAGUCAGAUUUCUCUCACAAAACGUGUAGGAGGCACCUGCAAGUAUUGCGGAAGUCUUGCACAGGGAGGCUGCUUCAGUCUGCCACUUCAAGUGGAGUGUCGGCCUACAUUUCUCAGGGGAUAUGCUGAAGCAUGUGCCUGAGCUCAGGGCCACAUCACUCCCGACGUCCAGCCAAGGAUGUGUAUACAGGGUUUGACCUCCAAUCAGCCUUACAGACAGCUGACAUGAUUUAACGACAAAUGAGGGAGUUGCUGUAUCCCGUCUGUCUACCAGUAUACCACUGGUUAACUGAUAUGACACUAUCUGCAGCAAGAAACUGGAACUGUGUUUUAAAAGGGGAUCAAUGCCUUGUGGGAUCUUGUAAAGCGAUGCUUCAGAGCCCCACAAAAACAUUUUCAACAUGGAGUACAACACUGAGGACAUAUAAGACUCUCUAAAGGGAAGCCAGCUCCUCAGUUAACCAAAUUGCACAGUUUUGCACUGGAACUGACUCAAAACACUUAAACCCUUGAGUGAUUGUGACAAAAAUGAAAUGUUUUGAAGGAAAGAGCACAGAGAGACAUGUUGAUGUGUGUCAUGUCUGAAAUGAUUGUCGCCCACCCUAACUGAAAAAUACAUAUUGAUUAAAAAGCAUAUUUGUCCCCACAUGUGCCAGAAAGAUAGAACAAAACUUUGUUUUACAUAAUCAUUGUCUUUAUAAAAGUGUUUUUCAUAGUUUAUUGGUAAUUCAUGACUAUAUCCUAAUUAAUGAAAAAUAUGUGAUCACAUGAUAACAUUUUGGGGAAUGCGGAGUCAUUUGCUCUUCUAUACAUCAACAACUGCCAUAAGUUGCUGACCAUACCUUUGGGAGAAAGGGUACAACUGUUUUUACAAUAAAGUAUGUAUUUAGUAA